This is a messenger RNA of Candoia aspera, 703 nucleotides long. It is a transcript of the gene NCMAP, whose product is annotated as non-compact myelin associated protein. The coding region runs from base 122 to 433 and encodes 103 amino acids. Gene Ontology annotation, biological process: peripheral nervous system myelin formation; regulation of myelination. Gene Ontology annotation, cellular component: Schmidt-Lanterman incisure; paranode region of axon; plasma membrane. The transcript has 4 exons. Gene Ontology annotation, molecular function: structural constituent of myelin sheath. The record is from RefSeq and is a predicted model, not a curated record. NCBI's taxonomy places the organism in Eukaryota, Metazoa, Chordata, Lepidosauria, Squamata, Candoiidae.
CUGGCUGGCUGGCUGGCUGGGGCGCAGCCCGAGCGGCGCGGCGGGCGAUAGCGGCGCGCGGUGCGAGAAGACGCCCCGGGGCGCGUCGGUAGGGUCCUGCCCGGGAGCAGUUGGAAUCAAGAUGACCACAGCUGCCCCAACGUCUGGCUAUUCCCGGAUGAAUGGGACCACAAAGUCCCGAGAGCAAAUCCUCUAUCAGAGUUCUGGAGCAAUUGUAGCAGCUGUUGUAGUAGGCGUCAUAGUAAUAUUUACAACGGUGCUGCUCGUCCUUAAAAUGUAUAACAGGCGCAUGAGGACUAAGCGAGAGCUGGAGCCAAAGAAUCCAAAAGUCACCAUCCCCUCAAUUUUAGGACAGGACAGCAGCAACGCUGCCCGGGACACUGUGGUGACAUUUGUCCCCGUGGACAUUCACAUGCCAAACAGAAGACGGUGAAGUAGCAGCAAGUGGAGGAACAAUGAACAAGCACUGAACGCUGCAGACCUUGAGGAGCCUCCACUAGGACUGGGAAUGGAGUGGCUCCCACUGGCCCACGUUUCAGUGGUCUGCUGGCUGCCUUUUUUUUUUCCUCAUAGAAGGCAAAAGACGGCCUUCACGGGGCAGGUAAGGUUGUGCCCAGCUAGCAACCAGUGGUGAAAAUAAUUUGUAUAAUCUUGCCAGAAAGGGUGGCGAGAAGCAAGCUACCACGAUUCUUGGAACAAAUGA